Messenger RNA from Funneliformis mosseae, 2679 nucleotides. The record is from the annotation of a GenBank genome assembly. NCBI's taxonomy places the organism in Eukaryota, Fungi, Glomeromycota, Glomeromycetes, Glomerales, Glomeraceae.
AUGACACUUCAAAGUUAUGAUGUCGUUGUGAGUUUCUUUAGUGUGGUAUUGGAUAUUUUCUUCCGUGAAAUAAGGCCUCGCGGAUCACAUAAAGUACCAAAGGAAGGGCCGGUAAUAUUUGUCGCAGCGCCUCAUGCAAACCAGUUUGUUGAUCCAUUGAUUUUGAUGAGGCAUUGUCAGAGGCACGUUUCAUUCUUGGUUGCAGAAAAAUCGAUGCGUCGCAAAUAUAUCGGAGCAAUGGCUCGUGCUGUUCAUGCAAUCCCGGUUACAAGGCCUCAGGAUUUAGCUCAAGUCGGAAAAGGACGAAUUCAACUUCUUAAUCGUAAAACCGAUCCAACUCGAAUCACCGGUAUCGGAACUGCAUUUACACAACAGUUGAAAGUUGGAUCUCGAAUUGCUCUUCCUAUGGAUCACGGCUCGUCUGAAGUAAAAGAAAUAUUAUCAGACACGGAAUUAGUUAUAAAAAGAGAAUUCAAAGAGAUAGAUGCUUUAAACAUGCUUACAGAUCCUGAAGGCACGCAAUAUAAGUGUUUUCCACAUAUUGAUCAUAGUCAAGUAUAUAAAAUCGUUUUCGAUACCCUGAAAGAAGGUCAUUGCAUUGGAAUAUUUCCGGAAGGUGGUAGUCACGACCGCACGGAAAUCUUGCCCCUUAAAGCUGGCGUGACAAUAAUGGCUUUGGGAGCUAUUGCUGCGAAUCCCGACUUGAACGUUAAAAUAGUUCCAUGUGAAUUUGGUUCUCCAAUUUCUAUUCCACCUGAUUUAGUGGAGAAAUUUAAGGAAGGAGGCUCAUCAAAAAGGGAAGCUUGUUCGAAAUUAUUGGAAGACAUUUAUAAUGGUUUAAGAGCUGUUACCGUCAACACUCCAGAUUAUGAGACGUUGAUGUUCAUACAAGCUGGACGUCGUUUAUAUAAGCCGGCUCAUAGAAGAUUACCAAUUUCUCAAAUUGUUGAAUUAAAUCGGCGAUUUGUGGCAGGUUAUGAGCAUUUUAAAGACAAUCCCAGAGUUCAAGAAAUGCGAAAGCAUAUUAUGGAAUAUAACAAAUUAUUAAAAUAUCAUGGGUUAAAAGAUCAUCAAGUUAACAGGUCAGCUAUGGGAGGAACUAGAGCUGCCGGAUUAUUAUUCUACAGAGUGAUAUUAUUAGCAACUUGGGGAAUCUUAGGGCUACCUGGCGAAAGGAAAGCCAAAGAAGCUGUCCGUGUAUCAUCUAUCAAAGUGGCAGGACGUGAUGUGCUGGCGACAUGGAAAUUACUCGUUGCUCUUGUUGUCACUCCCAUGCUUUAUGGCUUUUAUACAUUCAUUGUGGUUCUCAUUUCAUUUAAAUAUAGGUGGAUAUUAAAAUGGAAGGUUUUUGCUCCUAUCUCAACCUUUUGCACGUUGGUCACGGGAAGUUAUGCGACCAUUAGAUUUUACGAGAGUGGAAUUGACGUUUACAAAUCGAUUCGUCCACUUUUCCUGUCACUACUUCCAUGGACACGAUCUUCUAUUAAAAAUUUACGCACAGUUCGUGAGAUAUUAUCAACUGAUAUUACUAACCUUAUUAAUGAGUUAGCACCACAAAUUUAUCAUGAUUUUGAUGUUGAAAGGAUCGUUCAAGCAGCAGCAGAACGUUCUGUAAUGUCUACACUUUCAAAUAGUUUGUUCCAAUCACCAAUAAAUUGGCUAGAUGAUAGGAUAUUUAAUUGGGAAAGGCAAGGAGAAACAUCAGAAUUCGAUGAUGUAAUUUACUUUUUAGAGAAAAAUAAUGGUAGUGCAUCAGGACGUAGUAGAACAAGUUCAUGGGCUAGUGGAUCCAAUUCAAGACCUAGAAGUAGAGCAAAUUCAAUUACGUCCGGACCUCCAGGAGAAAGUUAUCGGGUUGAAGCAUUAACAGAGUUACCUAGAGGUGAACCUUUCUCAAAAUUAAAUUUAAGGACAGGAGGAUUUACCAAAAUCAAGAGUAAGGAAUCUGAAGAAGAUCCCGGAUAUCAUGGGGAUGGGGAGGAUGAUCUUAAAUUAUUUCCAAACAUAGAUCAUCAAAUUACAUUUGUUAAAUUAUUACUAUUUCCUACAUAUCGUUCAACGGAUUUUGAAGUUCAUCGAAAUUGGCUUGCUAUUACGCACAGUCUUCCGAUAUCAAAAUGGUAUUAUGAAGAUAGGAGUGAAUGGACUUUAGAUUAUCCACCAUUUUUUGCAUGGUUCGAAUGGUAUUUAUCACAAUUUGCAUCAUUAGCGGAUAAAGGAAUGCUUAAAGUUGAUAAUUUAAAUUAUGCAAGUGAUGCAACCAUUUAUUUUCAACGUACUACUGUAAUUAUGAGUGAAUUAGUAUUUUUUUAUGCAUUGAAAAAAGGAUUAUGUCAUGCAUAUUGGGCGCCGAAUUUUUGGGCCUUGUAUGCUGCGGUGGAUCGAGUGUUGAUUGUUGUUGCAAAACGAUUCGGAUGGACGUUAAAUGUAUCGGCAAUUGGUUCUAUUACAAGAGGGUUGGUUGGAGAUGUAAAUUUCGCGUUAUUGCCACAAGUUCAAGCGAAUCAUACUUUCAUUCUUACCUUGGUAUUCCAGACGGCAUCUCUUAUUAAAUUGUGGAAAUAUCCAACUUACAAGAAUUUUCUUGGAUCAUUAAUUUUGAAUGGGUACUCUUCUUUUCUAUUUGGAUGGCAUGUUCAUGAGAAAGCUAUCCUGUUGGUUAUGAUUCCUUUCAGGUAA